GGUCGACCACUUGUAUAUGCUUGGCUUCGGCCUUGCCACCCAAAUUGAGCAACUGGAUGAAGGCUUCGAAAUUCUGGAAAAUGGAUUUAAUUUUAUUCCCUUUACAGAUAUUCCUACACACGAUCCCACUUUCUUUUUGGAUGUUCUUGGGGAGGUUAUGACCCACACUAUUAACAUAGUUAAAGUCGAAAUCAGAACUGGCAAGGCAUCCAAGUGUGACAUAACAUUAGCCGAUGCAGACGGCACGCAAGUAACCUGUGUCUUAUGGGGAUCACUUGCCGAGGAAUUGAAAACAUUUAUGGAGAACAAAUCAGCAGAAGACAAAGAGCCUGUAAUGGUGGCAUUGCAAUUUGCAAAGAUAUCCACAUUCAGAGGCCAAAUCAAGGUUUCCUCGAUGAAGAAUCCGAGCAAUUUUUUUAUCUGUCCAGAUAUAAAAGAAGUGAAAGAUUUUAUACUAAGGCGUGGUGUUAGUAGAUCUUCUAGCUGUAAUGAUACCAUUACCGAUAUAUCUAUCGGUCAACAAGCACUGAAUAGGAAUGAAUGGUUGGAUGCUGCUCAUGCAAGAAGGUUAUGCGACUUGAUAAAAUCAGAAGAGUGUGGAACAUUUAACUGCAAAGGGACAAUAUUGAACUUUCACCCGCAAGAGUCGUGGUAUUAUGAAGCAUGUGGAAAUGAUAGAUGCUUGAAAGGGAUUGCCAGAUGAAGCACUAUCGGAGAUCAUUGCAAAAAGUGCAAACGUCCAAUUGGGUCAAUUAUUAUAAGGUACUUGAUGAAGGUACUUGUAGGCGAUGAAAUUGAUCAGACGUAUUUCACGAUUUUUGAGGAUUGUGCCCUAAAUCUUUUGAAAAGGACUGCUACCCAAGUCAUGGAGGAAAUGGUGCAACAGACCGGUGAUAGGAAUGGAACACCUGAAAUAUUGUCCACCAUGCUAACGAGAGAGUGCCUCUUUAAAAGAUUCAAUUGGUUUAAGAUUCGGUGAACGUGUCUAUACGGUGAAAAAUGUAACAGGAGAUG
Salvia miltiorrhiza (redroot sage) is the source of this 1014-nucleotide messenger RNA. RefSeq lists its product as uncharacterized. Bases 17 to 703 code for a protein of 228 amino acids. The record is from RefSeq and is a predicted model, not a curated record. Lineage: Eukaryota; Viridiplantae; Streptophyta; Magnoliopsida; Lamiales; Lamiaceae. The transcript is spliced from 9 exons.